AUGGCCAACGCCGUCUCCCUCGUCGAAUCCUCAACCACAAACUUCAGUAACCCUCCUCUAAACCAAUUACUAAAUCAACUGUCCUCUGUGAAACUUGAUCGUGGAAAUUAUUUGUUGUGGAAAACUCUAGCCCUUCCUAUUAUGAAGAGUUACAAAUUCGAAGGACAUUUGACAGGAGAAAAUCCAUGUCUACCGAAAUUCAUCACUAAUCAAACCGGUGAAUCACAAUCUGGAAUUGAUGGCACUACUGAAGCAACUGAUGGAGCAUCAUCAAGAUCCACUACAACAAAAACGGUCAAUCCAAAAUUUGAUCAAUGGCUUACCUCUUAUCUAUUACUUUUAGGUUGGAUAUACAACUCAAUGACAGCCGAAGUGGCUUUUCAACUGAAGGGGUUCAACACAGCAAAGGACCUUUGGGAAGCCAUACAAGAUUUAUUUAGAGUAUAA
Molecule: messenger RNA, 447 nt
Organism: Cucumis melo (muskmelon)
Lineage: Eukaryota; Viridiplantae; Streptophyta; Magnoliopsida; Cucurbitales; Cucurbitaceae
Exons: 1
Coding region: 1-447 (148 amino acids)
Source: RefSeq, a predicted model, not a curated record